AUGAAUUACUUUUUCUGCACCAGAGUAAACUUUAAUGUAGCUCGAUUCAAAAACACAUUAAUAAGCCAUAUAUGCAAAGGGAACAAUGUGAAAGAGCAGCAUUGUAAGAAAUUAUUCUUUAGCACAAGAAAUAAUGGGCAUAAUAAUGACAAUAACAGUAUCGACGCCUUAAAUUAUAAAUUUUCCAAAAAAAGAAAAGAUGAAGAAGAGACAAAUAUUUUUUCAAAUCCAAAUUAUAAAGUAAUUAAUUCACAGCCCAAAAGAAACUUAAGCGUUUUUGGAUAUAACAGAGGAAAACUGUUCGUGAGCAUCAAGAAAGACUUCACGAGUUUUGUUGUUAAUUCGUUAAUCAUCUUCGUCUUCCUUUACUCCCUUUACACAUUAGCACCCAAUGAAACUGUGUCACAAAGAAGAAAAAGAAUUAUCACAGAGAGAUUGAUGAAGGAGUAUGAUAUUUCUGCGAGUGAUCUUGAAAUGAUUGAACAACUGGACCAAGUAUCAGAAGAGUAA
This is a messenger RNA of Plasmodium knowlesi strain H, 510 nucleotides long. Its product is annotated as conserved protein, unknown function. The record is from RefSeq and is a predicted model, not a curated record. The coding region runs from base 1 to 510 and encodes 169 amino acids. Lineage: Eukaryota; Apicomplexa; Aconoidasida; Haemosporida; Plasmodiidae. The transcript has a single exon.